AUGGAUAAUGCUGGAGAAUUCACAUCAACGGCUUUCAAUGAUUAUUGUAUGGCCUUGGGCAUCAAAGUAGAGCAUCCUGUACCUUAUGUCCAUACUCAGAAUGGUCUAGCUGAAUCUCUGAUUAAGCGUAUUAAAUUGAUUGCUAGACCAUUACUGCAAAAGUCCAGUUUACCGGUUUCUUGUUGGGGACAUGCAGUAUUGCAUGCUGCAGCUUUAAUACAAAUCCGACCUACUGCAUAUCAUGAUUAUUCCCCCUUGCAACUACUACGUGGUGUAGAACCCAAUAUUUCCCAUCUGUGUGUAUUCGGGUGUGCAGUCUAUACCCCCAUACCACCUACAAACCGUACCUCCAUGGGCCCGCAACGAAAACUAGGUAUAUAUGUUGGUUAUGAAUCUCCCUCCAUUAUUAAAUACCUAGAGCCCAUGACAGGAGAUCAGUUUACUGCGAGGUACGCUGACUGCAUUUUUGAUGAAGAUCAUUUCCCGGCAUUAGGGGGAGAUAAAAGUCCUUAUUUAACGAAAUGCCGAGAAAUUUCAUGGUACGAAAAAGAUCUUCAGCACCUAGACCCACGUACUAGUCAAACUGAACUGGAAGUUCAGAAAAUUAUUAAUUUGCAAAAUUUAGCAAAUAACCUGCCAAAUGCUUUUACUGAUAAUACAGGAGUGACCAGGUCCCAUAUCCCUGCUGUGAAUGCUCCUUCGAGAGUAGAAGUCCCCAAGAGAUCAGGAAUGCACAUUAACACUCCCCAUCGCCAGAAGCGCGGGAGACCAGUUGGUGCAAAAGAUUUAAAUCCGCGGAAAACGAGAAUUGAUCAGAAUAUUUUGGGAAAUGAUAAUGAUCUGGUUGAUAUCAAUAUAGAAACUACCAUAAAUUUUGUUGAUAUAGGAGAAACAUAUAACAGAGAUUUAAUAGUCGUCGACGACACGUUUGCCUAUGCAGUUGCCUGUAAUAUUCCACAUAAUAAUCUGGAUCCAGAACCAAAAUCAAUAACAGAGUGCCAGAAGCGCCCUGACUGGUUGAAGUAG
Ipomoea triloba (trilobed morning glory) is the source of this 1026-nucleotide messenger RNA. RefSeq lists its product as uncharacterized. Gene Ontology annotation, molecular function: nucleic acid binding. The transcript is spliced from 2 exons. Gene Ontology annotation, biological process: DNA integration. Lineage: Eukaryota; Viridiplantae; Streptophyta; Magnoliopsida; Solanales; Convolvulaceae. The coding region runs from base 1 to 1026 and encodes 341 amino acids. The record is from RefSeq and is a predicted model, not a curated record.